UGUGUAUGCAAGUGCAUUUCCAUCACAGGCAUGAUAGUGGCAAUAUGAAUCCGCCAUUGAGUUUCCAUAUCCAUCGACUUCCAGCCGGUCUUUGCCACUUGAAUCAGUUGUAUUCGGAGCGCCAACGAAGUAACAUCUCCAGUGCCAAGUGCUGUGUAAUUGAUCAAUUUUUUUUUUGUACCAACUUUUGAGACACUUAGACAAGUCUAACAAUGGAGGCCCCAUCUACCAAGGACUACCCAACAAUGGGCAAGGAUUUCAUCAGUGAACUGGAGUCAUUUGAUACCACCAAAAUGAAAGAUGUCAAUACACAAGAAAAAAUCAUUAUGCCAACUGCCGAAGAUGUGCAGUUUGAGAAGAGGGAGGCCAGUUUGUUCAAAGGGAUCCAAUCUUUCGACACGGCCAAAUUGAAGCAUGCCGAGACCAAAGAAAAGAACCCAUUGCCAGACCAGGAAGUGAUUCAGCAAGAGAAAGGCGUACAGCAGUUGAUUUCUGGCAUUGAAAACUUCGAUCAGGGCAAACUGAAGCACACCGAGACGUGCGAAAAGAACGUAUUGCCGACCAAAGACAUCAUUGAGGAGGAGAAGAAGACGGCGUAAAUACCACAAUAUAAAGGCGAAUUAAGUAAAAAGACCCGAAAAGUCCAUAUAUGUGAGAGAGACAGAAAAAUAAGGAUUAAUCAAAAUAAUUUACAUCGAACUUUUCUUGAAGGCGAUUUUUCUCUAAUUAAUGUAUUCUUUUCAUAAAAGUUUUUUUUUUAAAAGACAUUUUGUUCUCUUGCAGAAAAAUGACCUAUAAAUGUGAAACUUUGAGAAAAUCGUAUUUUUCAUGUAAUAUUUCUAUGUUUUAUUUUUUUCUAAUACUAAAUACAACUUAAGAUUAAAAAAAGACUCUAUACUAUUUGCUGUAUUCUUUAGUGUUUUGUGUUUGUUUUACUAUAUUCUUCUGAUGAAUUAAAUUUCUUUUCCUAACUAAGUCUUCACAAAACUACUUAAUAUUCAACAUAAUCUUACGUGGUAUAUAAACAUAUUAACUAAAAAUAAUCAAUUUAAAAUAUUUGUAUUGAAUAAAAAUGAAGAAAUUAAGUAAUAACUCUAAAAAAAAGAAAAAAAAAUAGGAUGAAAUCAUCUUUUGUACUUUUUUACCCAGAUUUCAGUAAGAAAUUCUUUUAAUAGAGUACAUGUGAUCGAGAUAUUGUAGCAUUUUGUUUAUCACUCGUAUGAAGUGAAGUCACUAUUUUAAUAAGAUAUCGAAAUUAUCUGCUAUAUUUUCAUAUUAAAGAAAAAAGGAAGAAAAAAGAUAAAUGAGAUGAAAUUGAUUUGCCGAAAGAAUUUGUGUAACACAAGCGUAUGACGAACAGAUGGAAAUUUCGCAUUAGAUGUCGAAACAGUGAAAUUACAGAUCAAUUAUAUUGUUCUGGUGCUUCAAUAAAUCAUUUAAAAUUAA
This is a messenger RNA of Phlebotomus papatasi, 1446 nucleotides long. RefSeq names its product thymosin beta (gene cib). Gene Ontology annotation, biological process: actin filament organization. Gene Ontology annotation, cellular component: cytosol. The record is from RefSeq and is a predicted model, not a curated record. NCBI's taxonomy places the organism in Eukaryota, Metazoa, Arthropoda, Insecta, Diptera, Psychodidae. The transcript is spliced from 4 exons. Gene Ontology annotation, molecular function: actin monomer binding. Bases 213 to 599 code for a protein of 128 amino acids.